Molecule: messenger RNA, 2313 nt
Organism: Saprolegnia diclina VS20
Lineage: Eukaryota; Oomycota; Saprolegniomycetes; Saprolegniales; Saprolegniaceae
Exons: 10
Coding region: 1-2313 (770 amino acids)
Cellular component (GO): intracellular anatomical structure
Molecular function (GO): ATP binding; RNA binding
Source: RefSeq, a predicted model, not a curated record
AUGGCGAUGGCAGCGCGAGGUCGAUCCCGCGAGAAGCGGCGCCGGUCCCCGUCGCCCGAUGGCUUUGGCCGCGUGAAGCGCGAUGCGUCGUCCGACCGCCCGCGCCGUCGGUCGCCGCCGGCGCAAGCGGACAGUAGCAGCCAAGACUUUCAAGCGCAACGCGCGACGCUACCCGUGGGCAAGUACAAGGACGCUUUGCUCGCUGCGAUCGCCGCCAACCAGAUUAUUGUGUGCAUUGGCGAGACGGGUUCGGGCAAGACGACGCAGUUGCCGCAGUUCCUUUUGGAGGCGGGCUACGGUGCCACGAAGCGCAUUGCCAUCACGCAACCUCGGCGCGUCGCCACGACGGCCGUUGCCAAGCGUGUCGGCGAAGAGCUCGCGGCCUCUGGCCUCUCGCCCAAGGCCGUGGGGUACACGAUUCGGUUCGACGACCAGUGCACAUCCGAGACCAAGAUCAAGUUUAUGACCGAUGGCAUCCUCGUGCGCGAGUGUCUUCAGGACCCGCUCUUGCAGCAGUACUCGAUCAUCAUGCUCGACGAGGCGCACGAGCGAAGCAUCCACACGGACAUCCUCUUUGGCCUCCUCAAGUCGAUCCUCUCAGCCCGGAAGGACCUCAAGCUCAUCGUCACCUCGGCGACCUUAGACGACGAGCGCUUCGCCGCCUUCUUCAACGGCUGCCCCGUGUUUCGCGUGCCGGGGAGGUCGUUUCCGGUCGACAUUUACCACUCGAAACAGCACCAAAUCAUGGGCAAAACCGGGCCUGUCUCGACGUACCUCACGGCGGCUGUCGAUGCGACGCUGCAGAUCCACAGCAAUGAGCCGCCAGGCCACAUCCUCCUCUUCCUCACAGGCCAGAAAGAGAUCGACGACGCAUGCAAGGAGCUCACCAAGCGGCUCCAACUGCUGCGCGACGCAUCGCCCGACGUUGCGCGCUUCCACGUGCUGCCUCUGUACGGUGCCUUGUCCAGUGCCAAGCAGCGGCGCAUCUUUGAGCCGUCGCGCGACCGCAAGAUCAUUGUGUGCACCAACAUUGCCGAGACGUCGCUCACGGUCGAUGGCGUCAAGUACGUCGUGGAUGCUGGGUUUACCAAGCAAAAGGUCUACAACCCGACACGCGGCCUCGAGUCCCUUGUUGUCGUGCCCGUCUCGCAAGUGUCUGCCCAGCAACGCGCCGGCCGCGCCGGCCGCACCAGCGCGGGAAAAUGCUACCGCCUCUACUCCAAGCAGUCGUACGAAUCGAUGCUGCCCGAGACGGUGCCCGAGAUCCAGCGCUCCAACUUGGCCAACACCAUCUUGUACCUCAAAGUGCUUGGUAUCGCCGACGUCGUUGGCUUCGACUACUUGGAUCCGCCGGCCGAAGACGCCAUUCUGGACGCGCUCCACCAACUCUACAUCCUUGGCGCGCUGGACGACCAAGGCGGCGUCACGGCCACUGGCAAGGACAUGGCACAGUUCCCACUCGAACCGCGCUUGGCCCGCGUGCUGCUGGAAGGCAUCCAGCUUGAGUGCGCGAACGAAGCCAUGACGAUCGUCGCCAUGCUCUCGGUCGAGAACGUCUUUAUGUUUCAAACCAACCGCCACCGCGACGACCCCAUGGCGGCGUCGCGUCGCCGGGCCAUGGACCUCCUCGAAACAUCGCUUCAUCCGCGCGGUGACCACCUCACGCUCCUCCAGCUCUUUGAAGCCUGGGAGCACCUUCCGCCGUACGAGCAAGAAGCGUGGUGCCAUGAGCGCCACUUGCACUGCCGAGCAUUCCGCACCGCCGCGUCGGUCCGGUCGCAGCUCCACGAGUUGGUCGACAAGGUGCGUCGACGCCAGCCACCGCACACAAGCACGACGCCGGCUCUCGACCGCGUCCGGCAAGCCGUAACCGCGGGCUUCUUCAUGCAUGGCGCCCGCAAGUGCAUCAUGCAUUCGAUCUAUCGCUGCCUGCACCAUGGGUCAACCGAGGACACGACGGCUGAGCUUGUCCACAUUCACCCGUCGUCGUCGCUGAGCGAACGCUCGCCGCCCGAGUUUUGCGUCUACCACGAGCUCGUGCAUACGAGCCGCGGCUACAUGCGCCACGUGCUCGAAGUCGACGCGGCCUGGCUCGACAUGUACAAGCCGUCCAAGCAGCUCAAGCCGUCCGAGUGCUACCGCCUCACACAGCGGGAGCCGCCGGCCGCGCUCGUCGCUGCCGAGACGUCGGCUGCUGCCGCCAUGGAUGUCGGCGACGCGCCGCGCUUAGUCAAGGUCGAGCCGGUCAAGGUGACGGACGACGCCGUCUCGGCUGCUCGCGCGCGGUACCUGGCCCGGAAGAAGCAGCAGUAG